This is a messenger RNA of Penicillium brevicompactum, 1080 nucleotides long. RefSeq lists its product as uncharacterized. The coding region runs from base 1 to 1080 and encodes 359 amino acids. NCBI's taxonomy places the organism in Eukaryota, Fungi, Ascomycota, Eurotiomycetes, Eurotiales, Aspergillaceae. The transcript has 3 exons. The record is from RefSeq and is a predicted model, not a curated record.
AUGUCAAUCAGUGAAAUGAAAUCAUCAGAGAGAGGCAACUACAGCCUAGAUGUUCUUAAGCGAAUCUCUUCCCUCAAAGUCAUAGAGAAAGAUCUCGGGGCUAGAGAGGACGAGUACAAGCAGCUAGUCAACGUCAAAGCUCUAUUGCGAGCCUACAGGUCUCACCAGCUUGAUUGGAACAAUGGACUGGUCACUUACUGGUCCCGCGGGGAGCAGCUCUGUCAGCCAAGGCCCCUUCAUUGGGCGGAAUUUGAAGCGCUCAACCAAAAGCACGAGGGUUGGGAGAGCUUCUGGGUUGAAGGUAUGGGCAGUCCAGGGCCCACUCAGUUGAACGCAGCUAUUACCGUCCAAGGAGAUGGUUGGGAUACUUAUCGUUAUUCUGCUGGGGUUCGACUCACCAACGGAAGAGGCACCGCCGUCGUUCAUCCGACGCCAGGGAAAGCAGCCCGUUACAUAAGCGCCAGAACUUCAACUCUUGACGCUGCGGGUCAUUUGCCAAUUCCCGCGACUGGGCUUGCAACAGUUCCUUGGUGGGUCUCGCUGGACUUUAUGUAUGAUACUGGUGCAGCUAUCAUGUCACUCUGGGAGUCUGAUGUUGAGUUGAUGAGGGGAGGCUACACCAUGCAGCAGGUCUUCCAUCCAAUGACAACUGGCUGCACGACCGUGUCCCUAGCCGAUGGAUCCCAACGUACUUAUGACUGUAUCUUGGUUCAAGCUUGUUUACUUGAUCCAGCCUCGACUGACCCGAAUGGCACAAGACUCACCCCAUGGACAUACAGUGUAACGGUGGUUAAACGUGGUCAAUUCCCUGCUGAUGGAAUUCAAUCGAGAUUGGACGGCCCGUGGCUGCGGAAGAUGCUCUAUCAAGCCACGCAACCAAUUAAUGGUUUGCCAAUGACCUUGUCAAACAACAGAAAUGGGCUGGACUUGACAGCUGGACACGUUCCUGCCCAACCCACAGCACUAUUCGCAGGUACUUGGCCAGCGUUAAGGUCAUGGAUAGCGCCAUUGGGGCCAAUGCCACCAGGCCCAGGUGUUGCCAAAGUACCGCCAAACCCGGCUGAUCGUUGGUCGCGAUGA